CUGGCUUGGUGAUCACAUUUGAUCUCAAAUAUGACGCCGUGCUCGGGUGGUACUACCCGGUGACGAUUGUGCCUUGUAGUUCUGGCCGGUUAACCUGCAAUAGCAUCUGUGACCUACCAGCUGUGAACAACGCAUCGCAAGAUUAGCACCCUUGAACUGGAGCAAUCACAGCCAACCAAUCUGCUGGAAUGCAAGAUGUCCGAGGGUGAUGUCGAGCACGUUUCUGGCCUCUUUGACGGCAGUCCCCGUCAGUUCCAGCGCCUAUCCUCCCAAAGCACCACCGACUAUUUCUAUGACGCCCUGUCGAAUGGCUCUCGCGAAGACCAUCUAGCCGCCCUGUCCUCCACUCCUGUUCCUCUGUCCGGUAAAGCGUAUCCCACUCAGCCGGGUCUCACAAGCCUGCAACCUUUCCCUACACCUACCAGCAUACCCCCCGCAGGUCAUCCCAACAGUUACGAUCGCUCUUCUCCUGAUCCAGACGACUAUUAUCGCCCACACCUGCCCACCGUGGCCGCAAACGACGAGCAAGAUCUCGACCUGAGCGGCGGUCAUCCCAUGGUGGAAGUGGGCAGCGACGCAGCCGCAGAUAACCACCCCCCGAAACCUUUCCAACGUGUCUCUUCAGUACCGAUACACUUGCUCGAAUCCACGAAUACUAGUUUGGGCCAGUAUCGUUCCGCUUCCGAUUCAUCAUACAAAGGCGUUGGGCACGAACCUGCCUGGGGAUCAUCGGUGCGGGCCUCGGCGGCGAGAUCGGGGCAGACAUCCUUCAAAGAUCUUAUCAACAAAUUCAACAACAACGUCGACCAAGUCCUUCCCGUUCCUUCCACAUCCUCAGUCCGGUCGCGGGUAACCUCGAGAGCUGCCAGCCCGACCAGUCCUACCCAGUAUUCUUCGCAAUCUAGAGCCCUCCCUCGCCAGCGCGAAACACCCAACCUUUCGUCGAGGCCACAGUCUGGCCACUGGCAACCUAGGAGUGUAUUCGACACAGAGUCCUCGUCAGACCUUCUUGCAGAUUCACUCAGGACGGCUAGCAUUGAUGACAAUCAUUCGAGUAACUUCGCUUCAUCAGACGCGAUCCCUCGACGACCUACCCUUGGCGAACCGCUUCGAAUUGACACGAGUCCGCAGAUUCCUGGAUAUGGAACUUCGUCGACGGUACGGCGGCGAGGUUCUGACGGGAUCAUUCCUAGCCCGAAUCCAGCUUUCCUAGACCCUUUCGAUCUGUCGGCUGGUGUGACGCCGCUGACACCCACUGCGUGGUACCUAGGACGCACACCAUUUUUGGAGUCCAUCAGUACAGGGUCAAAUACAAACACUCACCGGAGGACGAAGAGUGAUAUUCCUGGAAAUUGGUCGGUCGACGUGGGAGCGAACCCUCCCGACUCCCACAUGGCGGUCCCGGCCCCCUUGCAGGCCAAUUCCCAAGCAUGCCCAGACAACAGCCCACAUACCCCAAAAUCACGCAUUCCGAUUUCAUCCCACCGCUUGAACUCGCCUUCCGUUUCAGACGAGUCUCCUCCCCCUUCAAGAGCCGGCACUCAUUCCGGAAACCGUCCUGCCGUUCAAGUCCAUCUGCCACCAAAAGGCACCAGCCGCCUUCCCAAACCCUCGCCCAAAUCCCCGCGUGAUAUGCCGAAAAAUGAUCAACUACCAGGUUAUGCUGCAUCACCACGCGCAAAGCGGGAAAUGGCUCAUGGUCGGUCGCGCCAGCAGCUUCCUGAAAGAAAUGCGCUAUUAGAAGCCUACAUUGCCGCUCCUCCCCCGAAAAAGUCACCCCCUCUACGCAGCUCCCGACCACGCCAGCCUAUAGCACAUACUCAAUCGUCUCGUUCGAAAGUCGUCGAAACGGUAUCAAACUUUCAGAGGCAGAUCAACCGCGAUCGGGAAUACAGGAACUCCAGGGCGCGCGAACGAAGAUUGCCGGAGCUCGGCCAUGUCGACUUCGCGACUAGGCGACAGAAGAUACAACAGGCUUUCAACCGUACCGUCGAGGAGAAUGAGCGAAAAGAGGAGAAAGCUGCUGAACUCAGACGUCAAGCAAAUGCCCAGGAAGACAAGCUUGAAUUCGCUCGCGCAUCCACCCCUGAACCACCGCAACCCACGGAGAGUCAAGUACAGCCUUCUCCCCACGCCGAGGAUAGCGCGACCGUCAUUGAGGAGGCAGCAGAAGCCCCGACUGAGGAGGUAGACCAGGUACCCGAAACGAAGGACUCUCGGCCACUUCCCGAGCUCCAUGUCGACACGGACAUCCCUACUACACUGGAGAAUGUAGACGGUGCUUCUGAUGCACACCUAAUGACCAUGGAUUCCCCAACUCUGGGACACGCAGCGAUAAUAGAAAGGGACUUGACAUAUGAGCCCAAGUCUCACGCUCCCCCCGCGUCUGAUGUUACCUCGGAGUCUAACGAGACCCAUGUGACUGCUUUCGAUACCGAGCCCCAAGUUGAGCUGUCACGACAAGACCUACAUACUUCUCACAGGACUCUGUUGAGUCAGAUCAUGAACAUUCGCGAGUCCAGUCCAAGCAGCUCGUCAUGCGAUGAGCAGGAGUGUAGCUUCUCCGAGAACGAUGAGAGGGAUGCGUUGCCUACGAGGUUAAGAAACGCUUUCGCUUUCGAUGAUCAAGCAGACAGCAGCGAUAACCCGGAGUCAUGUGAUAUUUACAUGCGACAUGGUCCGAUGAACGGCGAGACAUCUAACCGUUGGAGCAUGAGUUCUUGGUCUUCAUCCCUUCGCAAUCAGCACUCCGUCGACGAGCAAUGCGACAACAGUGGAGAUGACUUCUCCCAGCUACAACAGCGCACUGAGGACAGUGAGGUCGCGACCCAGUCCUGCUCUGCAUCUUCUAGCACCCCGUCAAUAACCGAUCAUCAAAUACUGCGCUCCGCAUCUCCAAAGAAGGGAAGCGCGAAUGAUGGGAGACAAGAAGCGAUAUCUCACCCAAAUGGCUUUGCAUUCUCUAACGCUUCCAGCUUAGCAAGACUAGGUGGCUGGGAUUCGAAGAGGGUUGGACAACUCUAUCUGCAGGAGCUGGCAAAUGGCAGGAGUCAUGAGCUUCCGUUGCCAGCAAUCCGCGCCUCUCCGGAGCCAUCACAGACAUACUCGGACAAGAAGGCAGAUCAGGGAUCCGACAGUCUAACUGGUGACCCGGUUGUUGUAUCUCGUAUACGGGACCCUCCUGCUUUGGAACGGCCGGGACAUACAGCAAGUCUAGUUUUGCGUGACGACUGGGAGCAUGCCUCCCCUUCGAUCAUGGACUGGAUGCAAGUGGCUGCUGCUGAGGAUGAGUCUGCUUUGCAGGCACAAAAUGGCGACACAGGUCCUGUACAUGAUAGUGCUACAACUCCCCGGCUGGUUACCCCGAAUCAUCAAAGUUCCUGUUCAGAAGAGGCCGAUGAAGGAUUAGGUCUGGCUAUCAAGGUGCACCAGCCUCAAGAGCUUGACUCCCACGAGAAGCAGUUGCCGUCGGUCCCUGAGCCACCAGACGAAGACAUACAGACCUUGAAUGUCGCCCCGCAACAGCGAAUGCAACCGCCUUCAAAUGUCAAUGUUACAGAGCAACGCCUAAGUACUAUCAUAUCUGGCAUCUUUGCGCCAUUGGAUCCUGUUCAAAGCACCGGUAGUAGCGAGGAUUCCUCUCUUCGCAGGCUGGACCCUAUACCGUCUCCCCAAACAUUCGACUCGUCUUCCACAUCGCUGGUCCCUUCAACAUCAGAGCCAUCCCGUCUAAAAGCACAAUCUCCAUCUCCAGAGCAACGUCGUCUUAAAAAGCGCCGGCAUGUGAUCAAGGAACUUGUCGAUACAGAGUACACUUUCGGACGAGACAUGAAAGUCGUCGACGAUAUCUACAAAGGAACCUCGAGUUCUUGUUUAGAUCUUUCCUCGGAGGACGUCAAGAUUCUAUUUGCGAAUUCCGAUCAGGUCGUGCAAUUCUCGAUGGCGUUCCAAGAUGCACUGAAGGAGGCAGCUAAGAGCGUUUACGUGAUGCCCAAGUCCCAACGCUGGAGUAGCAAGCGUAGUGCCCGCCAUCACGCUUCUAGGACUGAUUCCGAGAAUUCGAGCACGGCGGGCAUAUCCGACCUGGACAAAGAUAAGAUGACAUACAUUGGUCAAGCCUUCAUGAAUCAAAUGAGCUACAUGGAGAAGGUCUAUGCGGAUUAUUUGAAAAAUCAUGAUGCUGCUAAUAAGAAGCUCCAGACACUGCAGCGCAACCCUAAGGUUGCUAUCUGGCUCAAAGAGUGCCGAGACUGGGCUUCAGACCUAACGACAGCGUGGGACUUGGAUUCUCUCCUGGUGAAGCCAGUGCAAAGAAUUCUGAAAUAUCCCCUUCUGUUGGCCGAACUGCUCGACUCCACGCCCGACGACCAUCCCGACCACCCGGCACUUGUCAAUGCCCUAGAGGAAGUCACUAAUAUCUCUGUGCGUAUCAACGAGAUGAAGAAACGGGCAGACCUGGUGGGGCAGGUGGUCGGCCGCAAACGCAAAGAGUCCGAUGUGAGGGCGGGCCUGUCCAAGGCUUUCGGUCGACGUACCGAGAAGUUGAGGCAGCAGGUCGGCCUCUCUGACAUGGUCGAGGACAAGGAAUACGAUACACUGGCCCAGAAGUUUGGAGACAACUUCUUCCAAUUGCAACUUGUCAUGCGCGACGCCGAAAUGUAUACACGCGAGGUGCAGACCUCCAUGGACGGAUUCAAUGAAUUCGUUGAGGCGAUCCAAGGUUUCGUCAAUGUUUCGCCAUCUAACUAUGCAGAGUUGGAAGGAAGGUGGCGUGAGUUGAAGACCACUGUUGCGGAGAUAAUGACUGUGGCGUUGCCUGAACACAUUGCGGUUGUCCGAAAGAGUGUCAUUGACCCGAUGGUCACGUUGCUCAAGCUCCACGAUGGUCCUCAACGAGUAAUGAGAAAGCGCGAUAAGCGCCUCAUGGACUAUGCCCGCUUCAAAGGCGCGAAAGAGCGGGGUGACAAGCCUGAUAAGAAGACUACCGAACAAGGAGAGCAAUUUGUGGCGCUCAACGAGACCCUUAAGGAUGAGCUUCCAAAGCUCUACGCCCUGACUGCCAAAUUGAUGGAGGCGUGUCUCAAAAACUUCGUGCACAUACAGACUACUUGGUUCCGGCAACUACAGCACAAGCUUGGUUCUCUAUUCGAGUCAUUCCCGGAAGACAUCCAGAAGAUCGUGGAAGACUGGUCCUGCAAUUUCAACUUCUCUGAAUCGCAGGUCCUAUCACUGGGCAUCUGCAAUGGCUCCCUACUUGCUGAUACUGUCAACCUUGUCAACUUCAACACGCCUUCAACAGGAGCCACCAUCAGCUCGCCGCGGCGGCCUUCUACGGUCAAUAGUGUUAGUACACGCGUGGGAUCGACAAUGGAGGAUUCGCCCAAGGUGUCUCAAGAGUUUGGCAAUGGCAGUCAUUCGUUCCACUCGCCCAACUUUGAUACUCAAUCUCAGGUAUCCACUGGCCGCCACCGGGCAGAUUCCACCUUUUCGGGCCGUACGGGGCAUGAGACGGCCGAAAUCCCACGAAGUCAGAUGCUGCAGCAGAUCACUAGCGCUUCAACCGCGUCUGUGCCAGCUUCGACCUCCACCACCGAGGCAUUCCCAAGCCUACCCCGGCUCAGUCUCGACUCACCCUUCCUGGUGGACGUUAUUGGUCCUUCGAGUGAUGGGAACGAUGGCGCAAAGGCCGAGGAGCUUCCCAUGUCUCCUGAUGGACGGUACUCGGGAUUCUUCUCAUCAGCGAUGCCAAUGUCAGACAACCCGCAGGAUAACGCACCAACUCAUAACGAACCUCCCCAUGAGCCAGCGGUCCUCUUCCUCGCGGCAAGCAUCUAUGAGUUCAAUAUCGACCGCGCACGACGCGAGGCUGGCUAUCCUUACCUGACGUAUGUGGUCGGUGAGAUUUUUGAUGUCAUUGCGGAGAAAGGAGAGCUCUGGCUAGCCAAAAAUCAGGACGACCCUACCCAUCAGGUUGGAUGGAUUUGGAAUAAGCACUUUGCAAAGCUUUCAGCCUGAGAUGCAAUUUGCAAUCAACGUCCUUUAUCAUUAUAUUUCCCACGUGGAAAUUUCUGACAACGUGCGCCACAAUUUUGGCAGGGGCCUAGGC
Messenger RNA from Aspergillus piperis CBS 112811, 6106 nucleotides. RefSeq names its product putative Rho guanyl nucleotide exchange factor. NCBI's taxonomy places the organism in Eukaryota, Fungi, Ascomycota, Eurotiomycetes, Eurotiales, Aspergillaceae. Gene Ontology annotation, biological process: intracellular signal transduction. Gene Ontology annotation, cellular component: cytoplasm. Gene Ontology annotation, molecular function: guanyl-nucleotide exchange factor activity; protein binding. The transcript has 3 exons. Bases 196 to 6015 code for a protein of 1939 amino acids. The record is from RefSeq and is a predicted model, not a curated record.